Messenger RNA from Bombyx mori (domestic silkworm), 1135 nucleotides. Its product is annotated as short-chain dehydrogenease/reductase. Gene Ontology annotation, molecular function: oxidoreductase activity. NCBI's taxonomy places the organism in Eukaryota, Metazoa, Arthropoda, Insecta, Lepidoptera, Bombycidae. The record is from RefSeq and is marked provisional.
CAUAGAUAAUACAUUUAAUAUAUUGAGAAGUUUGAGAAAUCCACAGUAAAUAUUAUAAGUGACUUAAGGUUUAAUUUAAUGAGUUAUCAUUGAAUUACAUAAUUACGCUUUGAUAAGAUUAUUCGUGUUUGUUUUAUUCACAACAGGAGGUCUUUAAUACGGUUUCACAUUGAAAAUAUUCAGAAGUAACUAUGAAUUUUGCCGGCAAAGUCGUUAUCGUAACCGGUGCCAGCUCCGGAAUUGGAGCGGCCACCGCCGUAUUCUUAUCAAAAUUAGGCGCUCAACUAUCUUUGACGGGAAGAAACGUGGAGAACUUGCAAAAAGUGAGUAAGGACUGCGACAAAUUUGCGUCAACACUGUCAAUAACCGCAGAUUUGACCAAAGAAAGUGAUAUUGAGAAAAUCAUUAAGAAAACCAUUGACCAUUACGGAAAGUUGGACGUUUUAGUGAAUAAUGCCGGUAUUAUUGAAACUGGAACCAUCGAGAACACCUCCUUGGCCCAGUAUGAUCGUCUUAUGAACACCAAUGUGCGUUCAAUUUACUAUCUGACGAUGCUGGCGGUCCCUCAUCUCCUCGAAAGCAAAGGGAAUGUUGUAAACGUAUCGAGUGUUAAUGGGAUUCGCUCUUUCCCUGGAGUUCUGGCAUACAACAUCUCCAAAGCAUCUGUUGACCAAUUCACUCGCUGUGUUGCUUUAGAAUUAGCACCGAAAGGAGUCCGGGUUAACUGUGUCAAUCCUGGAGUAAUUCUAACAGAGCUACAAAGAAGGGGAGGGUUGAGUGAGGAGCAAUAUGCAGCAUUCUUAGAGAGGACUAAAGAAACUCAUGCAUUGGGACGUCCAGGUAAACCAGAUGAGGUGGCAGCAACAAUUGCAUUCCUUGCCAGCGACUUGGCAAGUAAUAUCACUGGUGCCAGUGUGCCAGUCGACGGUGGACGUCAUGCUAUGUGUCCGCGCUAAAUUUGAACUACUAUCAUGAAACAAAAUCAGGGUGCCAUUUUAUUACAAUUUGAUUUACCAUAGUAUAUAAGCUAAAUUUUAUAUGCAUUUAAUGAAAAAUCGGGAAAAACAUAAGUUUUAUUAUAUAAAUAUGUAUUCAUUUUUAAGAUUUUUAUUUUAAUAAAGUGCUAUUGUUGGUA